Poecilia latipinna (sailfin molly) is the source of this 1644-nucleotide messenger RNA. It is a transcript of the gene dydc2, whose product is annotated as DPY30 domain containing 2. Bases 143 to 1441 code for a protein of 432 amino acids. NCBI's taxonomy places the organism in Eukaryota, Metazoa, Chordata, Actinopteri, Cyprinodontiformes, Poeciliidae. The transcript has 11 exons. The record is from RefSeq and is a predicted model, not a curated record.
GAAAAAGCAAGUAAGAGGUCGGAACUAUUCGAAAAAGAGGGAAUCCAAAAAAUGAGGCGCCGUUACUAUGGAGACAUAGGGCUACAUUCGAACCGCAGCAACAAGGAUUAUUCGUGUAGGUGUUCGUGUGGAGAGUGAUAGUAUGGACUCGGAGUACAUAAAGAAACAUCUGGGAGAGUGCCUGGCGAAGGGGCUAGCUGAAGUAGCCGAGCUGAGACCGGUACACCCCAUCCAGUAUCUUGGUCACUGGCUCUACAAAUAUACGUCUAAUAUUCAAUUCGAGAAAGAGAAAAAAGAGCAGUUUGCUCUGUUGGAGGAAAAGAUUGCUGAAUAUAACAGACAGAAAGCGCUGAGAGAGGAGGAGGAGAGAGCUGCUAAAGUCCUGGAAGAACUUCUAAGAGAGGCUGAGAAACCCAUAGAGCCGGAAGAACCCAUUGAAACCACUGCUGAAGAUGAGAAGCCUGCUGAAGAUAAGAAACUGGUGACUGGUCAAUCUGAGUCUGGCAAAAAUGAGGAACCAGAGCAGACUGACCAAAUACAAUCAACUCCCAGACAAGAUGGCAGUGAUUUACAAUCCAACAUUGCAGAGAAUCCGCACAACAAACCUGAAACCUUUGACUUUCCAAAUGCAGAGAAGGUGGAUGAAGAAGAGAAGGAUAAACCUGAAGACUCCGUCUAUGUGGAAACAGCCUCCACUUUGCAGAACGAGGAGCUCAAAACAGAGAAAACGGUCCCACUUGAAGAACAAGAAGAAGCCAUGACAGACACCAAACAGGAGACUGAAGAGCCCAGUUCUGUUCCUCUUCAAAACCAGGUGAUCGAUCAGUCUGAGUCUGGCGGACAUGAAGAACCAGAACAAACUGACCAACUGCAAUCGACUCCCAGACCAGAUGACACUGAUUUAAUAUCCAACAAUACAGAGAACCAUCACAGCAAACCAAAUCCUGCUGCCUUUGACUCUCCAGAUGUAGAGAAGGUUGAUGGAGAGAAUGAUAAACUUGAAGACUCUCUCCAAGUGGAGACAACGUCCACUCCUCUACAGAGCGAGGAGCUCAAAACAGAGAAAACAGAUCCAACUGAAGAAGAAGAAGCCACGACAGACACCAAACAGGAGACUCAAGAGCCCAGUUCUCUUCCUCUUCAGAACCAAGACAAGGUUGAUGAAGCAGAGAAAAAAUCUCAGGAUUCUGUUGGAGGGGAUCUGCAGAGCGAAGACGCCAGCUCUCUUCAAGACCAGGACAAGGUUGAAGAUGAUGACAAAUCUGAAGAAUUAGCCCAAUUAGAGGCGGACUCACCUCCACAGAGUGAAGAACUUGACCGAGAGGAGACAUAUCCCGAUCAAGAAAACAUUGAGUUCAACGAGGAGAUACAAGAGGAGACAGAGGGACAGCUCGGGGAUGAGGCAUCUGAUGAUUUGGCUCCCGCUGAACCCUCACCAUAAUGAUCACCAUGACUCAGCCGAGGCAGCCUGGUGAAUCUCUCAAAGACUGAAAACAGAGGUCAUAUUUCUAGAGGCUGGCUUUUAAACUGUUCAAAUCCUUCCAAACUAGUGAUUUACACACAAAAAAACAAACAAAACAAAACAAACAAACAAAAAAAAAAAAACAUGUUACCCAAUAAUAAAUGUUACCUGGAGUGAUUCUA